This is a messenger RNA of Pecten maximus, 829 nucleotides long. RefSeq lists its product as uncharacterized. NCBI's taxonomy places the organism in Eukaryota, Metazoa, Mollusca, Bivalvia, Pectinida, Pectinidae. Bases 88 to 600 code for a protein of 170 amino acids. The record is from RefSeq and is a predicted model, not a curated record. The transcript has 2 exons.
UGGUAUAAAUAAGACCCUUUUCAAUUUCUGUUCAUUCUAUUACCUUCCCCCUACAAAGAAACAUUCAUACUCAUCUAUUACCCAGCAAUGGCCAAGUUUGCAGUAUUUGGGAGCAGCUAUGUUACUCGUCUUGAGAGAUAUUGUCAUGGUGAUCUUAAGGUUCCUGGCACCGUCAGAUUCUUCGGGAAGGGUGGCAUGCGUUCUGAUUCGAUUCCAAGACAACUACUUAGAGACCUGAUAGAGUACAACCCUGAUGUUGUACUCAUCCAACUAGGAGGAAAUGACAUCUCAGCGACAUCAUCCCCCAACGACAUUUUCCAGAGACUUCUGACACUGCAGGUGGACCUACAUCAUGCUGGAAUUCAGGAGGUGUACUUUACAGAGAUUGUGCGACGUGGUAACUUUGACAAGUCCCCAGGCCUGACAGCGACGUCUUUUGAGAAACAACGGAAGAAGAUAAAUCGACUACUGCUGACUAGACUGAGAUACAUCAAGAUUAGAGUUAACUUUCCAGAGGACUAUGACCGUGACCAAGUGCAUUUCAACGACUCAGGACUCAGGACCCAGUUCCAUGCUUUGAGACGACCAUUUUUUGCAUAAUUGAUUGAAAUUGAUAAACACCUUUUAUUAUGUCAUGUUACGCUUUGUAAUUUAUAAUAUGUUUCAAGCAUUUAAUCUUAAAAAUGAUUGAUUUAUUGAUAAUGGGUAAUAGAGACAAUGUUAUAAAACAUAUACUUUAAGUGUGUCACUAUUCGCUAGAUUUGAAAAUUUAUGACAUUGUAAAAUAAAUAAAAAGGUUGUAUUAAAUUUAUGUAAUUCAUUUUGAAAU